AUGAAAGGGAGGUGGCAUGUCAUGAGCCUGAAGCGGAAAGGAGGGUUAUUUGUCCAGAAUUUCCCCGUCUACACCUACUCCAACGGGAUCCCAAGCCUAGACAUACCUUCUGUCCAAGGUAAUUGCUAUUACGAUGGGUACUUCAUAGGUGACCGAGGGUCCUUUGCGUCCAUCAGCACCUGCUCAGGGCUCAAGGGAAUCCUGAUCAUUGAGAUGAUUGCCUUUAGUAUCCUGCCAGUCAAGUCCUCCAGAAAAUUUGAACAUGCUUUAUACCGCUUAUCUAGGGUAUCGGGCGAUACCUGUGGUGUCAAGACUAAGGAAAGCCCAAAGUUCUGGACAAAACCAGAAAGCUUCAGCCUACUGGAAUUCUCCUCAGCACAGUUCACCCAUGCCUGGUCAUAUCCCAAGUACCUGGAGAUCUUCAUAGUGGUGGACAAUAUUCGGUUCCAGAUGUGGGACAAGAACGUGACCACGACUACUCAGACCCUCAUAGACGUCCUCGCCCUGGUCAAUCACCACAUGAAGCAGAUCAACCUUGAAGUAGUGCUGGCUGGAGUGGAGAUCUGGUCUGAAAGGAACCUAGUCCAGAUCUCCCAGGACCUUCAGGAAACACUCUAUGACUUCAACCAAUGGCAGGCUUCAGAACUCCCCAAAAGGGCUACAUAUGGCGUUGCUCACUUGAUCACUGGGCAGGAUGUUGGGAACCACCAAGGCCAUGCAUUCGUUGGGACCAUUUGUGCCUCCAGGAACCCGACAGGUGUGGAGGUCUUCCAUCAAGAAGACGUUCCUCGAUUUGCAGCCCUCCUGGCCCAUGAGCUAAGCCACAACUUGGGGAUGAAGCACGAUCACCCAGCCUGCACGUGCCCUGAUUCACACUUCUGUUCCAUGCAUGAGCUGAUCACUUUGAAGGGGACCUUCAGCAACUGUAGCUUGAAAGACUUUUACAAGAUGCUGGGCAGUAGCCAAGGGACUUGUCUGUACAACAAGCCCAAGUCCAAGAGCCCCUUUGGUAGGCGGUAUUGUGGGAACAAGAUUGUGGAGGACGGGGAGCAAUGUGACUGUGGCAAUGCCCAAGAGUGCCAAGACGACGAGUGCUGCCUGCCCUCAUGCCAGCUGAAGAAGGACUCGGAAUGUGCAUUUGGACCCUGCUGCAAAAAUUGCAGAUUUGCAAAAGCAACCACACCCUGUCGUCCCAGAGUGGAUGAAUGUGACCUCCCUGAAUACUGUAACGGCACCUCCAGGUGGUGCCAGCCUGAUACCCACAAGCAAGAUGGCAUCCCAUGCCGGGACCAAAGUUACUGCUACAAUGGGCGGUGUGGAAGUCUGGAGAAGCAGUGUGUUGAAUUGUUUGGGAAAGGUUCCAGAGCUGCUUCACACCGCUGCUAUCACAUGAACACCCAGGGGAACCGGUUUGGGAAUUGUGGCAUCAGGUGGCACGGGCCAGUCCGGGUCUUUAGUCAAUGCCAACCCCAGGAUACCAUGUGUGGGAAACUGUAUUGUGAGAAUAUUCAAAGGCUUCCCCAUAUAAAGAGCCAUCAUGCUUUCUUCCAGUUACUCAUGGAAGACACAUGGUGCUGGGGAGUUGACCUCUACAAUGCCUUGGACAUGCCCAACGGUGGGUUGGUGCAAGAUGGCACCUCUUGCGGCCCCCGGAAGAUCUGUAUCAACCAGUCAUGCCUGGAUAUUGAGGACAUUUUCCACGAUAACUGCAGCCUGGACAAAUGCCAUGGGAAGGGCAUUUGCAACAAUCUCAAAAAUUGUCACUGCAAUCGUGGCUAUGAGCCACCCACAUGUCAAUUCCAGGGCCAGGGUGGCAGCCUGGACAGCGGUCCUUCCCCCAGGUUCAAAAUAGUCCAUCAUAAACUGGCUUCCCUGCUCUGGUUCAUAAUGGUUUUUGCUUGGCUCCUUAUGCCUAUUAUUUUUGUGGGGGUUUGCUCUUACUGGAAGAUAGAUAAACCUCAGAUCAGAGAGGAGGACGAUCAGGAUAGUUCAGUGGGCAGAGAAGAUGGAGAGGUGUGAGCCCCCUGGCCUCAUAGGGCCCUUUCCUUUCUAUAAAUGCUUGUAACAUUCCAAUAGAGGGCCAGGUCAUCAGCCCUCAGCCUCCCCACAAGGGACCAG
Messenger RNA from Gracilinanus agilis (Agile Gracile Mouse Opossum), 2118 nucleotides. Its product is annotated as disintegrin and metalloproteinase domain-containing protein 1a-like. Gene Ontology annotation, molecular function: metalloendopeptidase activity. Gene Ontology annotation, cellular component: external side of plasma membrane; plasma membrane; sperm head plasma membrane. Bases 1 to 2019 code for a protein of 672 amino acids. The record is from RefSeq and is a predicted model, not a curated record. Gene Ontology annotation, biological process: proteolysis; binding of sperm to zona pellucida; male gonad development. Lineage: Eukaryota; Metazoa; Chordata; Mammalia; Didelphimorphia; Didelphidae. The transcript has a single exon.